Molecule: messenger RNA, 771 nt
Organism: Daucus carota subsp. sativus
Lineage: Eukaryota; Viridiplantae; Streptophyta; Magnoliopsida; Apiales; Apiaceae
Product: pentatricopeptide repeat-containing protein At1g09190-like
Exons: 2
Coding region: 1-771 (256 amino acids)
Molecular function (GO): protein binding
Source: RefSeq, a predicted model, not a curated record
AUGGGAAACUUCAUCACCCAUUGCUCUACAUUGCGCCGCAUGAACUACGCACAGAAGCUGUUUGAUGAAAUGUCUCAUCCAAAUUCUUUCGUUUGGAACACAAUGGUAAGAGGGUUUCAACAGAAUCAAGAGCCGAGAAAUGCCCUUAUACUUUUUGAGAAAAUGAAGAUGAGGGGGGUGAUCGGGGAUAAGUUUACUUACCCGUUUGUUAUACGGGCUUGUAAUGAUUUGUGGGAGCAAUGUAGAGGGAAAUGUGCUCAUGGGGAGGUGUUGAAAGUUGGGCUUGAGUUGGAUGUUUUUGUGGGGACUAGUUUGAUUGAGUUUUAUAGUGGGUUUGAGAGUAUGCAGUAUGCAUAUAGAGUUUUUGAGGAGAUGGUUGUGAAGGAUAUGGUCGCGUGGACGGCGAUUUUGCAUGGGUUUUUGAGUAAAUUUGGUGAUAUAGAGAGAGGGCGGGAGUUGUUUUGUAGAAUGCCGAAUAAGGAUAUGGUUGUUUGGAAUAUAAUGAUAAAUGGAAUGCACCACAUGUUCAACGUCCGCAAAUUGAAACAAGCAGGGCCUUCCUUGAAUGUUCCAUCUCCUGCUCUUCACCCAGUGACGAACUUCCCUAAACAUCCGCUUGCUGUCAAUCCACAUAAUCCACUACAUGUUCAACGUCCGCAGAUUGAACAAGCAAGGCCUUCCUUGAAUGUUCCAUCUCCAGCUCUUCACUCAGCGACGAACUUCCCUAAACUUCCGCUUGUUGUCGCUCCGCAGAAUGCACAACAUGGCUGA